Messenger RNA from Nicotiana attenuata, 2106 nucleotides. RefSeq lists its product as uncharacterized. Gene Ontology annotation, molecular function: nucleic acid binding. The coding region runs from base 1 to 2106 and encodes 701 amino acids. NCBI's taxonomy places the organism in Eukaryota, Viridiplantae, Streptophyta, Magnoliopsida, Solanales, Solanaceae. The record is from RefSeq and is a predicted model, not a curated record. Gene Ontology annotation, biological process: DNA integration. The transcript has 6 exons.
AUGGCCGACUGUUCAAUAAAGAGACCGGUGGCAAUUGUUGAUGAUAUCCUUGUGAAAGUAGGGAAGUUCCUCCUCCCUGCGGACUUUGUUAUCCUCGAUUAUGAUGUUGAUAAAGAAAUACCUAUCAUCUUGGGGAGACCAUUCCUUGCUACCGGAAGAGCACUCAUGUAUUCGGAACGAAAUGAGAUCCAGAUCCGAGUAAAUGACGAAGAGGUUACCUUUGAAGCAAGUAAGGGUAUGAAAUUUCCACAUGCAUAUGAAAACAUCUCAGACAUUGAUAUUGUUGAUGAGGUAAAGGAUGCAAUCGAGUUGAAGAUGGAAGAAGAAUGCCUUGGUGAGGCAUUGGCGGCUAUUUUUGUAAUUUAUGAUGAUGAAGACAUGGAGGGAUACAUGGAAUCGGUAAAUGCAUUAGAAGGGCUUAGGUCCUACCCUUAUGCACCAAAGACUCUUUCUCUUGACUUAGAGAAUAUAGUCACUCCUCCCGCUAUGCCUUCAAUUAUUGAGCCUCCACAACUUGAGCUCAAACCACUUCCACAACACUUAUGGGAGCACAGACAGGCCAUUUGGUGGACAAUAGCGGACAUCCGAGGGGUCCCCACUGGAAUUUGUAAGCAUAAGAUACAAUUGGAGCAAGAGAGCAAACCUAGCGUGGAGCAUCAAAGAAGGUUAAACCCUUCCAUGCAAGAGGUGGUGAAGAAAGAAAUCAUAAAAUGGUUAGAUGCCGGGGUAGUCUACCCCAUUGCCGAUAGCCCCUGGUCGUAUGCCAUUUGGGCUAUUCAAUGCCCCGACUACCUUUCAACGGUGCAUGAUGUCAAUCUUCUUGGACAUGGUGGAGGAUUCCGUAGAGGUGUUUAUGGAUUAUUUCUUUGUAGUUGGCGUUUUAUCAGGGACUUCCCAAAAAUUGAAAAUCCAAUGUGCAAACUCCUUGAAAAAGAUGCAAAGUUUGAAUUUGAUGAGAAGUGUCUCAAAGCUUUUGAGGAAUUGAAGGCAAGGCUCACCACGGCACCUAUUACUGUCACACUUGAUUGGACCCUUCCAUUUGAACUCAUGUGUGACGCUAGUGGUAUAGCUAUUAAGGCGGUACUUGGUCAAUGGCAUAACAAGAUCCUUCAUCUUGUCUACUAUGCAAGCAAGACACUCAAUGGCGCACAAAUGAAUUACAUUGUGGCUGAGCAAGAACUGCUUGCCAUUGCCUAUGCUUUUGAAAAAUUCCGGGCCUAUUUGUUGGGGUCCAAAGUGAUAUUUUACAGUGAUCAUGCUGCUCUCCGCUAUCUUAUAGGGAAGAAGGAUGCUAUACCAAGAUUGAUUAGGUGGGUUCUUAUGUUACAAGAGUUUGACUUUCAAGUCAAAGAUCAGAAAUGGACAGAGAAUCAAGUUGCGGAUCACCUAUCUAGGCUUGAAGAGGUAGAGAGACCAAAAGAAGAUCUUGAAAUUAAUGAUGCCUUUCCAGAACCUUCGCUCCUUGGAGUUAGGUUAUACUAUUGGGAGGAACCCUUUCUGUUCCGUAUUUGUGCCGACAACAUCAUUCGGCGUUGUGUUCCAGAAGAUGAGGUAGUGCAAAUUCUCAAAGCAUGUCAUGACUCCCCAGUUGGGGGCCAUCAUGGUGGAAACUGUACUGCGACAAAAGUGCUUGAAUGUGGCUACUAUUGGCCAUUGAUAUACCAAGACGCAAAUCAGAUAGUCAAGAUAUGUGAUCAAUGUCAACGACAAGGGGCUAUCCUUAGUGAUGGUGGUUCUCACUUUUGCAACAAGGCCUUCACCGGGCUGCUCGAAAAGUACAGAGUCAAGCACAAGGUGGCCACCCCUUAUCAUCCUCAGUCGAGCGAGCAGGUUAAAGUGCCCAACAGGGAGAUCAAAAACGUCCUAGCAAAAAAUGUCAAUGCAAACAAGACUGACUGGUCAAGGAAGCUAGAUGAUGCAUUGUGGGCGUAUCGCACAUCAUUUAAGACUCCCAGUGGCACCUCACUAUACCAGUUGGUUUUUGGUAAGGCAUGUCACUUGCCAAUGGAGCUUGAACACAAAGUCAUGUGGGCAUUGAAAAAGUUGAAUCUUGAUUGGGCCAAAGCUAGUAACCUAAGAAUGACACAACGCAAUGAAGUGGAAUAA